CUUGCCCUUCCCCUGUUUCCAAAUGCCUCUCUCUUCGGUAAGACUUUGGAAACUUCACUUGUCUUGUCUUUUGCUUUUUGUCUUUACCAGAAGAGAGGAGAGGGGUGCUGUGAAUCAGGUAGCAUUUGGCCCCUCCCAAUUAAUAAAUAAAUGAAUAAAUAAAUCAGGUACCAAACUAUCCGAUUCGAAGCGGUGGAAUAGAAGGCACUGUCAAAGAAUGGGACCAGAAAGAUAGAAACAAUCCUCCGCUCUACUAAAAUAAUGCUACAAGAUAAUCCAAUUUCUAAACCCACCAUCCUAAGCCAAACGGAAAUACGCAAAUUAAUUAUUGUUUUGUUCUUAAACAUAUUUUGCUAACCAAUGCUUUUUAAAAUGAUUAUUAUAAUUUCUCUUUAAAAUAUUUUGGGGACACUGGUUAGUAUUUGCUUUUUAUUUUUGGAAAAGCUUUUAAGGAAUUAAAGGGGCAUGCAUAGCAUGGGGUUUGAUGCAUCAAAGGGUUCCCAUUUAAGUCAACCCUGAAGAAGAGCCUUGUAAUUGAUGAAAUCGUGAAUAAAAAGUCGCCUUAUUAAGAGUAUUUAAGCAGAUGCAAUGUGAAUUUUUUUAUUUUCAUUAUCCAGCAAGGAAGUGAUUGACUCUGCAGAAUUUACGCAAUGAGAUCUCAUCUCAUUUAUUUUUCUGCAGCGUUGUGUUGGGUAGAUUUAUUAUUGGUUCCUCUUUUUUGAAAUUCACCUUCUGGCAGUGACACAAAUUUAUAUCUACCCUUUCCUUUAAUAUCAUAUUCAAGUCUUCUCCCUCUCUCUCUCUCUCUCUCUCUCUCGUAGCGAAGCGGCUCUUUCUUUUGACUUCUAGCUUAUAAUGAAGUAAAUUGGAGCCAAUGUUACCCAAAUCCCACAAACUCCCAUGAUACUACGGUGGGGAUGAUAUUUUUGGUACUCCCAGGUGGAUCCAUGGUAGCAUAUGAUUCAAGUCUAAAGUUUCAGUCUUUGUAAGUUGUGUCCAUCUAUCUCCAGAAACAACAAUGGAGUGGAUUUUCCAUGAAAUAGAGAAAAGGAGCUUGCUUUCUCCAUCAGAGCAGCCAUAUUACCUCCCUCAAUCACCAAUACCGUUACUUCCUCCACCACAAAAUUUGCAGUCUGAUAGCUUCAAUUUGAACAACAAGGUUAGUCCAAGUAUAUUACUCAUCAUUAUAAUCCUAGCUAUCAUUUUCUUUGUUUCUGGUUUGCUUCACCUUUUAGUUAGAUUUCUUAUGAGACCUCCCAAUAGAGAGCCUGAAGAUAUAGACAAUGUGACUGCUCUUCAAGGGCAGUUGCAACAACUAUUCCAUCUCCAUGAUGCUGGUGUCGACCAAUCUUUUAUAGAUACUCUCCCUGUAUUCCACUACAAAGCCAUCAUAGGAGUAAAAAACCCAUUUGAUUGUGCUGUUUGCUUGUGUGAAUUCGAGCCUGAAGACAAGCUUAGAUUGCUACCAAAAUGCAGCCAUGCCUUCCACAUGGAGUGUAUUGACACUUGGCUUUUGUCUCAUUCCACAUGCCCUCUCUGUAGAGCUAGCUUACUCCCUGAUUUCUCUCCAAAUGAUAGCUGCUCCCCCAUUGUUCUUGUUCUUGAAUCUGGGAGUGAGAGCUCAAGAGAGAUUGUAACCGAUAGAGAAGGAGUUGUGGGCAGAAGCAGUUCACUUGUGAGAUCAAGUUCCCACCUAGGCCUUUCUGGAGACACUGAAUUGGGGUCAUCCCAGCGUAAAUCAUGUGAAAUCCUGGAAAAAGAUGAAGUCAAGCCAACAGUAGUGCAGUCUGGGGAAAAAGUUGUGCCUGUUAGGCUGGGAAAGUUUAGGAACGUUGAUGGCGGUGAAGGUAGCAGUAACAAUAACGUGGAUGAUAGAAGGUGUUUCUCUAUGGGUUCCUUCGCUUAUGUAAUGGAUGAGAAUUCUUUAUUGCAAGUGCCGAUAAGAACUCCAGCGAAGAAACCGUCGAGCAAGAAGAAGACUUGUUUGCCAUUGACUCCUGGUCACCGCCCAGCAAUUUCUGAAUGUGAUUGUGAAUCAAGAAGAGGGUUCAAUGGUUUUGAGAUCACGAGGCAGUUUGAAACCAAUGGGAGUUCUAGCACCAGUGACAAUAAUGGCAAAGCCAUCGGUAAGAACAAGAAAGAAAGCUUCUCAAUAUCCAAAAUCUGGCUUCGGGGGAAGAAGGAGAAGCAGAAUUUUACAGAGGAUUCGUCGAGGAGGGCCUUCUCAUUCCGAUAUCCGGUGCGUCAGAAUGCUGCUGCAGAUGACUGUAAUUCGAAGGUGAAGAAUGUUACCGAUGAUGCCAAGGAUACUAUUUCUGAGAUAGACUCUGGCAGGUGGGGAAAUGGUAUCAGUGAAUUAGGUUUCGACGAGGAAAACCAAAGCUCCUAUAGCUUAGAUUCACAAGCUAAAACACCAUCUUUUGCUAGGAGGACUCUGCUUUGGCUGGCUGGGAGACAAAACAAGGUUGUUCACUCAUCCUUUACACCAAAACUCUAGUUUGUUUUUUCCUUUUACAUUCUUUUCCUAGAGAACUUAGAUGAUCUUGUAGCAGGAAAAAGGGAAGAGAAAAAAGAAAAAGGUUAUAUUAUAAGAAA
Molecule: messenger RNA, 2595 nt
Organism: Gossypium arboreum
Lineage: Eukaryota; Viridiplantae; Streptophyta; Magnoliopsida; Malvales; Malvaceae
Product: RING-H2 finger protein ATL13
Exons: 1
Coding region: 1019-2497 (492 amino acids)
Source: RefSeq, a predicted model, not a curated record